Messenger RNA from Paramecium pentaurelia, 267 nucleotides. The record is from the annotation of a GenBank genome assembly. Lineage: Eukaryota; Ciliophora; Oligohymenophorea; Peniculida; Parameciidae.
AUGGAAAAAAUAACUUUGUCACCAAUUCAUUUGCUAAAAAAUAAAGGAGAUAUGUCACCAAAAUCAAACGAUGAUAAUAUUUUAUCAUAAUAAAAAAAAAUUUGGUAAAACAAACAAAGCACACUUAAAAAAAAUUCAAAUUUAAGUGAUUAGAGGAAGAAAGCAUUAUUAUAAUGCGAUUUUAUUUUACUAACAGAUAAAUUGCACUUAUGGAACAGAUAUUUGAUCUCUAAAUUCGAGAAGAUCGAUUCUAUUUCUCAUUCCUGA